Messenger RNA from Racocetra persica, 872 nucleotides. The record is from the annotation of a GenBank genome assembly. NCBI's taxonomy places the organism in Eukaryota, Fungi, Glomeromycota, Glomeromycetes, Diversisporales, Gigasporaceae.
AUGGGAGAAGAGUUGUAUACCAUUAAGUAUCGAGAAAACCCCGAAAAUAAACCUAAUUGGGAUGAAAGAUUAAGAAAAAGAGUUGCUCCUAAACCAAACCAGAUGACUCAGCAACCAACCCAGCCAAUUCCGAUAGAGGAAGUCAUUCCAGAACAACAACAGGCAAACAUUACACCUCAAACUAUCGCAAUCAACCCACCCAGACGAAGACGAGGGCUCUCCAUUGUUGAUUUAGCCGCACCAUAUAAUAUUGCUAAAGAUCUGCUUAAUCAAAAAGCCAACGCAAUCUAUGCUCAAAUGCUGCAGAUCCCCAAACAAAGGUGUAAUCUUGCUGAGGUGUUAAAACGACCCUUAAUUAUGGUGGUAGAAGAAUCCUGCGUUGCUGAAAAUCAAGCAAAAGAAAACCAGCUCGAAAUGCCCCCUGAAUUCGGUAAUGAAGAAAACGACUUCUUCGAUAAUUAUGAGAAAGAAAAGACGGAGGAAGUGGAAAGUUACUGCACCAAUGGAUCUAACGAUGAUGAAGAACUAUACAUUAACUCUUGGAAGGAUGAGUAUAGCCUGGCUAUAUAUUUAAUAUCAAUCGAAGAAAUACCCACCACCAGAAAAGAGGAAAACCCCGAUACAACCCCUAAAAACAACAUUAAUACAUUAGUACAAAUUGAGACAUUAGAUAAAGAACAAAAAGAAAAGGCUACUUAUCUCUUGAGGCGGUUUAGCGAUUUGUUCGCAACUGGGCUAGAUCAACUAGGCCAAACCAUAGAAGUACAACACAAAAUCGAUACUGAAAAAGGUGUUAGUUAUGAAUGGGGACCUCAGCAUGAACAAGCAUUUCAAGCACUAAAGGGUCACUUAACUUUAGCACCAGUAUUAAG